Molecule: messenger RNA, 1900 nt
Organism: Closterium sp. Yama58-4
Lineage: Eukaryota; Viridiplantae; Streptophyta; Zygnematophyceae; Desmidiales; Closteriaceae
Source: the annotation of a GenBank genome assembly
CGCAAGUGCUGGAGGCGCUGAAGACGGAGUGGGGGGCGUUCCCAGCAGCGGCGUCAUGGACAUCAGGCGCCAUGUGUGACUCGCUCGUGGGCGUGCUCUGUGACGAGCACGGCCAAUACAUUCAGAGCCUGGUGCUGGACUCACAGAACCUCACAGGGUCUAUCCCAGGGGCCAUCACAAACCUCAUCGCGCUGCAAGUGCUAUCCCUCAGAGACAACCAGCUCAACGGCGGCAUUCCCUUCUUCAUCAACGCCCUCGCUGCUCUCACCGAACUGGAUCUGGGGAGCAACAGGUUAACGGGGGGCUUACCUCUUGGACUGUCCGUUCUCACCUUGCUUCAGAAGCUGCAUGUGGGGGACAACAAAUUGGAGGGGUGGAUACCAGCAGAUUUGAAUGCUCUCUCUUCCUUGACCAGCAUGGAUUUGAGUGACAACCAGCUUUCAGGGCCCAUACCUGCGGAAUUCUCGUCCCUGUCCGGGCUUCUUGAACUGCGGGUGGAUAACAACUUGCUGUCGGAGAGCCUGCCUUCAGAGCUGAGCAAGCUGAUAUCUCUAUCCGUGCUCUCGAUGUCCAAUAACAUGUUCUCCGACUCCCUGCCUCAGGCGUACAGCUCGCUGGUCGGCCUGCGGUACCUAGCCCUUGACAAUAACCGCUUCACAGGCCCUCUACCCGACUCGUGGAGUCAGCUCACCCUGCUGGAAGAACUCUUUGCGUCGCGCAACCAACUGACUGGCGUUAUCCCUAUGUCGUGGGUUGCUUUAAAAUCUCUCCGCCUCCUGGACCUGUCUUACAACGCACUGUUUGGCCUCAUUCCUGAUGUGCCGCCUACUUCAGAGCUCACGUAUUUUCUGCUGAACGACAACAAGCUCAACUCGUUUCCGACAAUCCAAGCGCCUAAGAUUGUCGCCAUAUCCCUGGCCAACAACCCAAUACACGGCGGCUUUCCUUCCUCCUACGACAGCCUUCCCAACCUCCAGAACCUCAACAUCAGUGGAACCGUGAUGUCAGCCUCCGAGAUCCCAAUUUUAACUACUUUCGCGUCACUCAGAGUGCUGGACAUGUCAGAAAACGGGCUGAGCGAUGUCUUCCCAUUAUUACCUCCAAAACUGGUGUACCUUGAUGCUUCGGGAAAUAAUCUGGUGGGAAACAUUCCCGAUUUACCUCAAACACUGCAACACCUGGACAUUGGCGGGAAUGUGCUGUUGAAUACCUUACCGCCCUCCAUCACCACCCUCCGGGGAUUCACCUUCCUGGCAUUGGACAACUGCUCUUUCAGUAACAAUGACUUGCUACUCCUCUCCACCAUCACCCCACUCCGCCACCUGUCAUUGAGUGGCAACCCCAUCACAUUGAUACCCACUCAGCUCAGCGUGCUCACUGCCCUCACCGCACUGCAUGCAUGCAACACUAAAAUGACUGGUGGCUUUCCUAUUCGCCCCAUUUCUUCUUUUUCUAGACUUGUGAAACUGAGUCUUUGUAGCAACAGUCUGGGCCCCAGUCUUCCCGACCAGCUGUCGAAAUUGUUUGCACUGACCAGCCUGAACCUGGCCAACAACAACUUUAAAGGGAGUCUUCCCGCUUCCUUACUCUUCAUGUCUUCCCUUCAAGAACUCAACCUGAAUGACAAUGGCUAUGUCGGUAUCACCUCACAAGCCAUUCCACCCAAUGUUGGCCAGCUCAAGGCUCUCAACUUGGGCAACAACAAACUCACAGGGGUUCCGUCCAUCCUUUCCGCCUUUGCUGCCUCCUUGCAAUAUUUGGAUGUGAGUGGCAACAGCAUCACCGCAUACCCUGAUUUCGUCACCUCACUCACAGUCUUGCGCCACUUGGACCUGAGUCGCAAUGGCCUCUCAGGCGUCUUCCCUAUGACCUACGCUGCCCUCACAUCGCUCCAGCACCU